This is a messenger RNA of Ylistrum balloti, 368 nucleotides long. Its product is annotated as turripeptide Ici9.1-like. The coding region runs from base 33 to 299 and encodes 88 amino acids. Gene Ontology annotation, molecular function: protein binding. NCBI's taxonomy places the organism in Eukaryota, Metazoa, Mollusca, Bivalvia, Pectinida, Pectinidae. The transcript has 2 exons. The record is from RefSeq and is a predicted model, not a curated record.
UAGAAAUUUUAUUGCAUCGUCAUGCAAGACGCAUGAAUCAGUUAAAGAGGAACAAGGCGAAGAAAUUCUCAAGACGACGAGGUCGUCACCCACGCAGAAAACUCUCCAGUUUCAAGAAGGGAUGUCGGAUGAGGAGAACAUGUUCUGUAAGCAAGGUACAUUACCGACCCGUUUGUGGCUCUGACGGUGUCACGUAUGACAACAAGUGUAUGCUGAAGGUUGCCGCAUGCAUGAAGGGCAGUCGACACGCUAUCAGAGUUACUAAUCCUAGUGCCUGUCAGAAGCAAAGACCUUUGUAGAUACCAUAUAAACACUGACAUGUAUCGUAAAAACACACGCUGAUGACGGGUUGUCGACAGGUCAAUCAC